AGUCCAACAGCGAAACAUGGCACCUGUCUAGCACUGCAAGAACUGAAUCGCCGUUUAACAGAAGCAGCCCAUUGGAUACAUCGCACAGUGUUUUCAGUUCAGCGAUGCAGAAAAUCAAGUCAUUGAUGGCCCGUCAGGGUCUGAAGAGUCCCCAGGAGAGUGUGGUUGACAUGAGUCCUGUGGAGAGCUUCAGGACCCCCAGCAAGGAGGAGCUGAGGGAACUGAGAGAACAACCCACUGAUCCACAGGCAGAACAGGAAAUCAUUGAUAGAAUAGAGGAAGUGUACUUUUCCAGUGACUCCUUUGACAUGGUGCAAUACGAGCUUGAGAGACUCCCUCCGGAUUUGAACCUUCUUGAGCUUGAGGAGUACAGAGAUAAGCUGAAGAGACAACAAGCAGCCGUAUCUAAAAGAGUGGCAGACCUCAUUUUGGAGAAACAGCCUUCCUAUGUUAAGGAGCUCGAGAGAGUGACGUCUCUGCAGACCAACUUGCAGCUGGCCGCAGUCAUCUGCACUAAUGCACGAAGGCAGCUUCGUUCUGCUAAAGAAGGCUUCACUGAAGCCAGUCUGGGGCUGUUAGCCAAUCAGAGACGACGACAGCUGUUGACAGGAUUGUUGAAGUCUUUGAGGACCAUAAAGACUCUGCAAAGAACUGAUGUUCGACUGAGUGAAAUGCUGGAGGAGGAGGACUAUCCAGGCGCCAUCCAGCUGUGUUUAGAAUGCCAGAAGGCUGCCAGCACUUUCAAACAUUACAACUGUAUAAGCGAGUUGAAUUCCAAACUGCAAGACACUCUGGAGCAAAUCGAGGAACAGCUAGAUGUGGCGCUGUCCAAAACCUGCAAGCACUUUGAUGUUUCUCACUACACCAAAGUUCAGCUGGCAUACAAACUGCUGGGCAAGACACAGACGGCCAUGGAUCAACUGCACAUGCACUUCACCCAGGCCAUCCACAACACUGUCUUCCAGGUGGUGCUGGGAUACGUAGAGUUGUGCGCCGGAAACGCAGACACCAAGUUCCAGAAGAUGCAGUACAAGGACCUUUGCACGCACAUAACCACAGACAGCUACAUCCCCUGCUUGACCGACCUCUGCAAGGCCUUGUGGGAGGUGAUGCUCAGUUACCAUCUAACCAUGCUGUGGCACGAUGAGCACUACAAAGAAGAAGAGGCGACUCCUGGAGCGGAUGAUUCCAGUGCAGAGGGCUCAGACGAAUCUACCGUGGACCGCAGCUAUGUGAAAAAGAAGCUUGAACAUGGCUUAACGCGGAUCUGGCAGGAUGUCCAAUUGAAAGUGAAAGCCUAUUUGCUGGGAACAGACGUGUCCAACUUCAAGUACGACGACUUCAUUGUGGUUCUGGAUGUUAUCAGCAGGUUGAUGCAGGUGGGAGAGGAAUUCUGCGGCAGCAAGUCUGAGGUGUUGCAAGAGUCCAUUAAGAGACAGAGUGUAAACUACUUUAAGAACUAUCACAGAACCCGCCUCGAGGAGUUGCGAAUGUUUCUUGAAAAUGAAACAUGGGAGUUGUGCCCUGUGAAGUACAACUUCAGUAUUGCCCAGCUUCAGGAGUUCAAUUUCAUGGGUCAGUGUCGUUCUCCUUCAGUAUCUCCCAGCAGGCAGCUGGAAUCCACUGAGCUGGUGGAGCUUUCUCUGUUUGAGCAGUACCUGCAGGGAGGAAAUCCUUUUGAGAUGCAGAUCGACAAUAAGGAAGAGGAGACCGAUGAUGUCCUGGCUUCUAAUGGGUAUGAGUCAGAUGAGCUGGAGAAGAGUGUGUAUCAGGACUACGACAGUGACAGUGAUGUACCUGAGGAGCUGAAACAAGACUAUGUAGAUGAACAGACAGGAGACGCUCCAGUGAAGAGCGUGUCCAGAGAGACACUUCGCAGCCGGAAGAGGUCCGACUACAACUUGAACCGAGCCAAUGCCCCCAUCCUUACCAACACCACCCUCAACGUGAUUCGCCUGGUUGGAAAAUACAUGCAGAUGAUGAACAUUCUGAAGCCCAUCGCCUUUGAUGUCAUCCACUGCGUGUCUCAGCUCUUUGAUUAUUACCUGUAUGCCGUCUACACCUUCUUUGGCCGCAAUGACAUGCACUUCCAAUCUGCAUCUCUGCCUUCACAAGGCUCUCAACCUGGUGCGUCCAGACAGGUGGUCCCUAUCUAUUGGUAUGAAUCAUCUGGGCUGGGUUUGAUCAGCAGCAGACUGAGGACGACGCUGAGCCGAAUCCAGGAGAGCCUAAUUGACGUGGAGGCUGGAGGGGAGAACACAGGUCCUCACGCGUCUCCUGAGGACAGGAGGGAGAAGGUCCCCAGUCCUCAUCUCAGUCAGCUGGUGGUCCUGACGGCUAGUGAUACGCUUUAUGGCUUGGCUGAGAGAGUCGUCGCCACUGAAUCACUAGUUUUUCUGGCAGAGCAGUUUGAGUUCCUUCAUCUUCAUCUCGACACCAUGAUGCCUUCAGCCAAGAAGCCCUUUCUUCAGCAGUUCUACUCACAGACCGUAUCUACAGCCAGCGAGCUCCGCAAACCCAUUUACUGGAUCGUGGCGGCCAAAGCCAUAGAUUACGAACAGAUGCUGUUACUGAUGGCGGGAGUGAAAUGGGACAUUAAAGAGAUAAUGUCACAGCACAACGUCUAUGUGGAUGUCCUUUUAAAGGAGUUUGAGAAGUUUAACCAGAGACUGGGAGAUGUGUCGAAAAUAGUUCGGAUUCCUUUGCCUGUGUCCAAUGUCUUAUGGGAGCACUGCAUCCGUCUGGCCAACAGGACAUUAGUGGAGGGCUAUGCAAAUGUGAAGAAAUGCAGUAAUGAAGGACGUGCGCUGAUGCAGCUGGACUUCCAGCAGUUCCUGAUGAAGCUGGAGAAGCUCACCGACCUCAGACCAAUUCCAGACAAGGAGUUCGUAGAGACCUACAUCAAGGCAUACUACCUUACUGAGAAUGACAUGGAGCAGUUCAUCAAGAACCACAGGGAAUACUCUAUGAAGCAGCUGACUAACCUGGUCAAUGUCUGCCUCGGGUCCCACAUCAACAAGAAGGCACGACAGAAACUCCUCGCAGCUAUCGAUGACAUUGACCGGCCAAAAAGAUAAAUAAAUGUCACCAAACUCCACAGAAAAAACACCCACACCUUCACUGUUUCUUGUCCAGUAUCUAUUAUCACGCACGCCCUGCAUUUUUUAACCAUGUAAACGUUUGAGGUUUCUGUUUUCAUUGUAUUAUGAAUGUAAGCAGGACGUGCUCUGACUACAUAUAAAGCAGUCAUCUGAAGGGCUGUUAAGGAUAAUGAAGGUGUUAUCACUUGAAUCACAACACAAAUGAAUGACUCAUGCGCUAUCAAACAGUAAUUUAAACAUAGCCGUGACUAAGCGACCAUGUUCUGCCAUAUUUCCUUUUUGAGUUAUUUGUGCUAGAUCUGCAUUUUUAAGGGAUACCAGUAUUCCCUCUAACACACUGAGACUCCGUCUCUGACACUGAACACAAAAAGCAUGUGUGUCCCUCGUCUGGUUUUGACAGGUCACUGUCAUUUCGCUACUGUAGCUGUGUGUCACUGGUCUCACCCUGUUACAGAUUCCAGAGACGUAUUGAAGUGUGGUUGUCAUUUGUCAUGAAACACAUUUGUGCAGGUAUGUGAUAACUUAUAUGUUAAUAGUAAUAAUAGAGGAAGACUCUUAAAAAAAAAGUCCUGAAACCUUCCUGUUAGAAAGUGAUAAAACUGUUUAUUUCCGAUACCGUAUGUCUGAAAUGCAGAGAAACUGUAUUUCUCCUGCUGAAACGUGUUGCUUUGUAUGUGGUUACUAAACUUGUAUAAUACUAUUCAGUACCAAGUUGAAGGCAAGGUCGUACAAUAAAUACGCUAGCAUUUUUGUCACGCGAAUGAUAUUUUAUAAUUAGAUUUUUUUUGUGGUAUGAAAACAUAUCACAAUACACCAGUGUAUUCAGUCCACUAGUUGACAUUUGAAUACAUUUUGAUGUUCAAGUGUGCUGAAUCCUUACAUUAAAAAAAAACAUAUUGGCUGAA
Messenger RNA from Carassius auratus (goldfish), 4006 nucleotides. Its product is annotated as syndetin-like. The record is from RefSeq and is a predicted model, not a curated record. NCBI's taxonomy places the organism in Eukaryota, Metazoa, Chordata, Actinopteri, Cypriniformes, Cyprinidae. Gene Ontology annotation, cellular component: EARP complex. The transcript is spliced from 29 exons. Bases 105 to 3077 code for a protein of 990 amino acids. Gene Ontology annotation, molecular function: SNARE binding. Gene Ontology annotation, biological process: retrograde transport, endosome to Golgi; endocytic recycling.